Juglans microcarpa x Juglans regia is the source of this 2832-nucleotide messenger RNA. Its product is annotated as receptor kinase-like protein Xa21. The coding region runs from base 741 to 2576 and encodes 611 amino acids. NCBI's taxonomy places the organism in Eukaryota, Viridiplantae, Streptophyta, Magnoliopsida, Fagales, Juglandaceae. Gene Ontology annotation, molecular function: ATP binding; protein binding; protein kinase activity. The record is from RefSeq and is a predicted model, not a curated record. The transcript is spliced from 2 exons. Gene Ontology annotation, biological process: protein phosphorylation.
UGUGGGAGCUUACAAUUUUAUCUUUGUCAUUCAAUAAAUUCGAUGGGAGUAUUUCAAAAGCUCUAAUUGGUAAUUUACAAAAGCUUGAAAUCCUAUAUCUUGGAAGUAACAGUUUCACUGGUAUCAUUCCUUCUACCAUAUGUAAUUUGUCAAGGUUGCAAGAAUUCGGAAUUGAGGAUAAUCACAUCCAAGGAAGCAUUCCGACUGAUUUGUGGCAUCUUCAGAAGUUAAUUGUUUUGUAUUUGGGAAGGAAUAACUUCAAAGGGGCAGUACCUCAAAAAGUCUUCAACCUUUCUUCUUUACAACGCAUCGACUUCGAGCAAAAUUCCCUAUCUAGUUAUCUUCCAUCACUAGAUUCAGGGCAAUCUUGCCCUAAUCUUGAAGAACUUUUACUUGGUAGCAAUAAACUUAUUGGUCAAAUCCCAUCCUAUCUUUCAAAUUGUUCCAAGCUCAUCAUAGUAGACUUUCAUGAAAACUUAUUCUCUGGAUCAAUUCCCAAAAGUCUUGGAAACUUGAAGAACCUCCAACAACUUUUUUUGAAUGCAAAUCAGCUAAUAGGCCGUGAGGCUACAGAUCAAGAGACCAAUUUCAUUUCAUCUUUAUCCAAUUGUAGAUUUUUGACAAGUUUAUACUUGAGCAAUAAUCCAUUGGGUAUAACAAUUCCAGAUUCCAUUCAAAACUUUUCGGCUUCCUUUCAAAUCUUUCUUGCAGGCAAUUGCCAAAUAAAGGGUCAUAUUCCUAUGGGAAUGGGUUUUUUGAAAGGCUUGAUCUGGCUUGAUUUGGGAGGUAACAAUUUGACUGGAAAUAUCCCUUUCACAAUCAGUGGUUUAGAAAGAUUACAAAGAUUGAAUCUUUACAAUAACAUGAUUGAAGGAUUGAUUCUAGAAGAGAUAUGCCAAUUAAGGAAUUUGGGAGAGCUAGAUCUCUCAAACAAUAGAAUCUCUGGAGUCAUCCCAAAUUGCAUUUCAAACCUCAGUCUUCUAGAAAGGCUAUACUUAGGUUCUAAUAGACUCGAAUCAUCAAUACCAUUAAAUAUAUGGGGCCUCGAAAAUCUAUUUUCUUUGGAUCUGUCAUUUAAUUCCCUUGGUGGACAUUUGUCUUCGACCAUGAAAAAAAUGCAAACUCUCGAAUAUCUAGAGUUGUCAAGAAAUGAAAUUGCCGGAGAGAUUCCAAGCAUCAUUGGAGCAUUUGAAAGCCUGAGGUUUCUUGACUUUUCAAACAACUCCUUUCAAGGAGGCAUUCCACAAUCUUUUGGCAACUUAAAAGGGUUAGAUCUCUUAGAACUUUCUUACAACAAUCUUUCUGGUGCAAUUCCUAAAUCCCUUGAGGCACUUCCAUAUCUCAAAGACUUGAAUUUAUCUUUCAACAAGUUAGUUGGAGAGAUUCCAUCCAGUGGUCCUUUUGUGAACUUCACAGCAGAAUCAUUUUUAGGCAAUAGUGCACUUUGUGGGAAUCCAGUUUUUGGAGUUCCACCUUGUCCAACGAUUCCUACCUACCAAAAUUCAGAGAUGAAAAAUAUUUUGAUCAAAUGUAUUCUUCUUGUGAUUGCGUCAAUUAUAACCUUGGUAAUAUUGGUUUAUUUGCUGAGAAGACUUCGGAAAAGUAACAUGGAAAUACCGACUUCACUUAAUGAAUUUCCUGCAUUGGAACAUAGAAUGAUAUCAUAUCAAGAACUUUGCCAAGGGACAAACAACUUUUGUGAAAGCAACUUGCUUGGAGUCGGAGGUUUUGGCUCUGUGUACAAAGGAAUACUUUCUGACAGGACAAUUGUUGCAGUAAAAGUUCUAAGUUUGCAAUUGUCGGGUGCUUUCAAAAGUUUUGAUGCAGAAUGCAAGGUGUUACGUACAAUUCGACAUAGAAAUCUUGUUAAGGUCAUAACUACAUGCACUAAUCCCGAGUUUAGAGCGUUGGUGCUGGAAUACAUGUCGAACGGCAGCCUUGAAAAAUGGUUAUACUCUCAUAACUACUGCUUGGAUCUUCUACAGAGAAUAAAUAUUUUGGUUGAUGUUGCAUCAGCCUUAGCAUAUCUCCACCAAGGUCAAUCGGAAUCUAUAUUGCAUUGUGAUUUGAAGCCUACAAAUAUUCUUUUGGAUGAGGGCAUGGUUGCACAUGUGGGUGAUUUUGGCAUUGCAAAGAUUUUAGUCGAAAACAAAGACUCAACACACACCAAAACUCUUGGUACCAUUGGCUACAUCGCACCAGAAUAUGGAUUUGAAGGGAAGGUAUCCAUCAAAACCGAUGUCUACAGCUAUGGCAUAACAUUGUUGGAGGUGAUCACGAGGAAGAAACCCACCGACGACAUGUUCACUGGAGACUUUACUUUGAGGCAGUUGGUAAUUGCAUCUAUUCCAGAUAGAAUGAUGGACGUUGUGGAUGAAGGUUUACUAAGAAUAGAAGAUGGAAGAGACACCAUUGCCUUGCAAAGUAUUCUUUCAUCAAUCAUGGAAUUAGGCUUGAGGUGUUCUGAAGAAUUACCUGAUACAAGAAUGGAUAUCAAAGACGUGUUGGUCAAGCUUAAUAAAAUCAAGUCAACUUUUUUUGAGAACAGGAACAGGGUUACUAGACAUGACGAUUGACCUUAAUUUGUUUCGUAUGUUUUAUGUCUUUUUAAUAUCGUGAAGUACUUAUGAGUGGUAUGUAACAUGUUUGUGUCUUUAAAUUAUGUUUCCGUUACUCUUAAAUUAUCCACAUUCAUUUGCUUGUGAAACUUCUUUAACUAGAAGAAUUGUCCUCAGAUGGGUUGAAACUUGAAAGUGGUAAUCUUUACGCUACCAGCUUCUACUUCUUGUUUAAUUCCAGAAUUCUCAGAGAACCAAACAAAGGAAAGGAAUU